UAAUAAGUAUACCCUGCCGGACACAAAUAUAUUGUAAAUAUUUAGAUGGUUGAAAUGAACUAUGUUGUAUGUUAUUUACGUAUUAUGUAAUUACGCAGAUCGUCUGCUAAAUCAAUGCGCGCGCAGUGGUGUCCGAUUGUUUAUUUCAAGCUUCUUUGUCGAUAUUUCAGAUGCUAUAGCUUUGUUUUGAUAUUUUAUGUAUAAGGACAAUGUUCGGACAAUUUAAGAUGAUAUGUAUAUCAUGUUUUUCAUUAUCUGAAAUUUUUAUAGUUCCGGCUUCCCGGAAAGGACAAGUUUCCAUUGGAUUAGUAUGUCACGUGACAAUUACAAUUUAGUAUAUAAACGCGCGAGCACUCAGCAAUGGCAGAUAGCCCAAAGUUUUGCUGGCGGCAAGUUCAAACCUUGGAAAACAAAUAAAGUAACAAUAACCUUUAGAAUGAGACCAUCAUCCCAAAUUGAGGCAAAGUGUUGGCUGUGUCCCAUGACGUUUAGGACAAGGAGACAACUGAAAAAUCAUCUGGCAGCUGCCCCACACAAAAGGCUUUCGGUCAUUUGUGUUUGGUGUCCUGAGGAGAAGUCCUACAGGAGGAUGGUUGACCUUAAGGAGCAUGUCAUGGCUCACCACCGCAGUAAAAUAGAACUGAUGCCUUAUAGCUUCCUGAGCGAAAACAAUGGGUUUUGGAUGGCAAACUAUCCAGAGACAUAUGCUAAGGUAAUCCUACCAUCAAAUGAGAAUUCACAAGAAGCAAUGAAAGCCAGGAUUGAGGUUCUUGAAUUUUUAAACAGGGUGGACAACACCAACAGAAAGAAAGAGGAAUGGACUGUAGGGUGGAAGUGUCCGAAGGAGAUGGUAAAAGGUACACAAGAAGAAGAGGUUGAGUCGGAGAAACCCAAUGGAUCUUACUCACCAACACGCCCCACUAUUUAUGAAGGGCUGGCCCUCCAGCAACUAACUUUGGGACUUGGGGACUCUACAGCCAUUUUUAAAUUGGACCUUGGAGUGUCCAUAAGAUUUUAUAUGAUCCAUUUGAAUGACUCCGUUCUUAGAGACCAAAAAAUGCUUGACGCUCUGAUUAGAAGGAUGACAGCACUAGUUAACACAAAGUACGCAGGAUCACAUACCUUCUCUGUAUCGAUAGACGGUAAACUAAAGUCUAUAGUGACUCCUGUAGUGGCUAGGAAAUUAUCAAUAAAGGAGGAGUAUAUAACGGAUAUAAAAACAUCAGGCGAAUUAUUCCCAGGAAAACAGACAAAAGCCGCCACAAAUCAACUAUCACCACUGAAAACACCAUCAACAUCGGAUAUCAUUUUAGAAGACGACAGCGACAAUGAAGAACCCGAGAUUUUAGAGGAACCAACAAGCCAGAAGAAGGGUAGAAAGACGACCGAGAAAGAAGAAGAGAGAUAUGUAGAGAAAAGAAAGAAAAAGACUAACCACCAGGAACAGAAGGCAAAGAAAAUAAAGAAAGGAAAGGAUUACAAGAAACAGGAUGAGGAAAUGCCAUUAACAGAGGAAGGACAAAAGAGAACGGAAAAACAGGAACAGGAGGAGAUCAAACGGAAAGAGGAAGAACAUAAGAAGCGGGAAACACAGAAACAGGAGGAGGAAGUCAGACUAAAGGAAGCAGAACAAAAGAGAAAGGAAAAACAGGAACAGGAGGAGAUCAAACGGAAGGAGGAAGAACAUAAGAAGCAGGAAACACGGAAACAGGAGGAGGAAGUCAGAUUAAAGGAAGCAGAACAAAAGAGAAAGGAAAAACAGGAACAGGAGGAGAUUAAACGGAAGGAGGAAGAACAUAAGGAGCAGGAAACACGGAAACAGGAGGAGGAAGUCAGACUAAAGGAAGCAGAACAAAAGAGAAAGGAAAAACAGGAACAGGAGGAGAUCAGACAGAAGGAGGAAGAACGUAAGAAGCAGGAAAAACAGAAACAGGAGGAGGAAGUCAGACUAAAGGAGGCAGAACAAAAGAGAAGGGAAAAACACAAACAGGAUGAGGAAAUUAGAAUGAAAGAGGAAGAACUAAGGAGACAGGAGGAGGCAGAAACCAAGAGAUUAGCAGAAGAAACCAGGUCAAAUGAAGCAGAACUAAUGAGACUACAGGAAGGAGAGAACCUGCAAAGUUAACAGUU
Mytilus trossulus (common blue mussel) is the source of this 2130-nucleotide messenger RNA. RefSeq lists its product as uncharacterized. The transcript is spliced from 2 exons. NCBI's taxonomy places the organism in Eukaryota, Metazoa, Mollusca, Bivalvia, Mytilida, Mytilidae. The coding region runs from base 311 to 2125 and encodes 604 amino acids. The record is from RefSeq and is a predicted model, not a curated record.